GAAGCCACAAAAACCUUAACACUAUAUCCCUUCAUCGUAAACCCUACACUUUCUCCUUUUACCUCUCACUCUCCUCCGCAGCUUCACAACUCCUUCAGAUCACUGAAAAUGCCGUUCAAGAGGUUCGUUGAAAUCGGAAGAGUUGCGCUCGUUAACUACGGGAAAGACUAUGGGAAGCUUGUCGUCAUCGUUGACGUCAUCGACCAAAAUAGGGCUCUUGUUGAUGCUCCCGACAUGGUGAGGAGCCAGAUAAACUUCAAGAGGCUUUCACUCACAGACAUCAAAAUCGACAUCAAAAGGAUUCCAAAGAAGAAGACCCUGGUUGCUGCUAUGGAGGCUGCAGAUGUGAAGAACAAGUGGGAGUCCAGUUCAUGGGGACGGAAGUUGAUAGUGCAGAAGAGGAGGGCCUCACUCAAUGAUUUUGACAGGUUUAAGCUUAUGUUGGCAAAAAUCAAGAGGGCCGGUGUCGUGAGACAGGAGCUUGCAAAGCUUAAAAAGGAGACCGUGGCUUAAGAACUUUCUGAGUAGCCACAUUGGUUUAGAACAAUUUUGGAAGUUGUAUUUUUUUACCUUGUCGAAUGUAUUCUCAAUGAAAGAACCCCUGUUCUGUUUUUUUUUUCCUUGUUUCUUCAGACUGCUUCGAAAUUAUCUUUCUAAUCUAUGAUGAUGAACUGAGGAUUUCUUGCUGAGUUA
Messenger RNA from Nicotiana attenuata, 693 nucleotides. Its product is annotated as 60S ribosomal protein L14-1-like. The transcript is spliced from 5 exons. The record is from RefSeq and is a predicted model, not a curated record. Bases 109 to 513 code for a protein of 134 amino acids. Gene Ontology annotation, molecular function: structural constituent of ribosome; RNA binding. NCBI's taxonomy places the organism in Eukaryota, Viridiplantae, Streptophyta, Magnoliopsida, Solanales, Solanaceae. Gene Ontology annotation, biological process: ribosomal large subunit biogenesis; translation. Gene Ontology annotation, cellular component: ribosome; cytosolic large ribosomal subunit.